GCCUCUUGCAAGCUGGGGGCGUGAACCUAUAGGUCAGUAGCUGUAACAUAUAAGUGUGAUUUUUGAUCAUUUCACACCGAAACGUUUCGCGCUAAAUACGAGUCUGAUUACGUUACGCACUGUCGGAGAUCGAAGAUAUGGGCCAGUGUAGUUCAAUGACAUCCGAGCAAGUUCACGAACAAUUUUACGAGAUCACGUCACGUACGACUAUAAAGUUGACGGAGAAACGGAUUACUGGCAUUUCCCGUGCGAAAUCGCGCUCGGAGAUCUCACAGAAUGAAACUAGAGAGGAGACGCCGUCGGAGAGACGGCGGUGCGGGUGUUGUAGUCACGAUGACUGCUCUGGACUGGUUUUUGUGGCGGAUCCAACUGGCGGGGUAUGGAUAGAUAAAACGCUGGAAAGACAAAGAUAAGAUCGCUGCUGGUGGAUAUUACUGGCUCUCUAUUGUCGGAGGAAGUUUUGUUUCUUCCUGAAAUCCAUCCCGAGAAUGUGAAGGUGAUGAUCGUGGGCAUUAAUGCAGUCUUGAUGUAUCUGGAGGGAAGGCUCGGGAUGUUAGCCUAUUAUAAGAAGGCUCCGUGAAGGGCCGAGAGAAACUGUCAGUUUGCUGAAAUCAUUUCAGUGAAAUGGAAGUUCUAUAAUAUAUUUAUUUGAUCUUUCUUUCUUUCUUUCUUUCGUCAGAAACAGUUUCUGGCUAUUUUAAAGCAUUCUGCUUAUGGCAUGACGUUGUCCAAUUUACGUCAUCAGCUGAUGAAUGUAAUGGAAAUGGUGCUAUGAGGCCAUUCAUUAUAGUAUUAUUUUUCAUUUAUUUAAUGUGGUUUAGCCUCAGGGUAACAACAGUUUUAACUGGGACUCUUUUUUUCUUCUUACAUUUUUUCUUCAAGUUAUGGAAAGUAAUGGAUGUGAAACACUUAUUUCAAGAGCACAGAUUUUAAAAGCUGUACUGUCUGGGUAAACUGAAUUCAUCUUAUAUGAAAUGUCACAUACCAUGACACUUGUUUGAAAAUUCCACAAAGUUAUGGUUUAUAUGGUUAAAAAUAUAUAUUUGAUGCAUGUUUUUGUAAAAAAAAAAAACUUCCCAAGACUUCCUAGCAUAUCAUUUGGGAGGUGUCCUGUCCUUUGACCCCACAAUCACACAGCUCUAUACAGAUAAGCCAGAUAUAAUACAUUACUGAGUAACAAAGACAACAUCCUAGGUAAACUCACAUUUGCUGUAAAGACAGUGACCAACAUUUGUUUUUGUGAACAUUCAUAAUGGGCCAUACGGGAUCCAGGCACAAACCUGACGCACGUAUUCUCCUCCUAGGCCUCGACGGAGCUGGCAAAUCAUCUCUACUUUACAAACUUAAAUACAACGAAGACUUCCACACAGUUCCUACAGUGGGAUUCAACGUAGAAAUGAUUGACGCGAAGAAAAACAGAGAGAAAAUUGCCCUGACCGUGUGGGACGUUGGUGGCCAGAUUAAGAUGCGAGCGCACUGGAGGAAUUUCUAUCAAGACACAGCUGGAAUCGUGUUUGUUGUGGACUCGUCUGAUGUCAAGCGAUUGGACGAGGCCAAAAGAGUGCUGGAACAGACCUUAAAGAGCGACCACCUCAAGGGACUGCCUGUGGUAGUUCUUGCCAACAAGCAGGAAAUUGAAGGAGCUGCGACAGUAAUGGAGAUCACAGAGCAGUUUAAUUUGAGAAAGAGUUGUAGUGACCGAGACUGGUUCAUUCAGCCUUGUUCGGCGUUGACUGGAGCAGGUCUGGUGGAUGGCUUUAGAAGAAUGGCGCACCUGGUGAAAAUGACACCAGAGGACAGUAACAUCAAAGAGACUGUGAAACACAUACGAUCAAAAUCUACAAUGUUAAUGAAAAAGUAGCCCAUU
Messenger RNA from Triplophysa rosa, 1867 nucleotides. RefSeq names its product ADP-ribosylation factor-like 14 (gene arl14). Gene Ontology annotation, biological process: vesicle-mediated transport; intracellular protein transport. The transcript has a single exon. The record is from RefSeq and is a predicted model, not a curated record. Gene Ontology annotation, cellular component: cytoplasm. NCBI's taxonomy places the organism in Eukaryota, Metazoa, Chordata, Actinopteri, Cypriniformes, Nemacheilidae. Gene Ontology annotation, molecular function: GTP binding; GTPase activity. Bases 1253 to 1861 code for a protein of 202 amino acids.